This is a messenger RNA of Myzus persicae (green peach aphid), 2465 nucleotides long. It is a transcript of the gene Flo2, whose product is annotated as flotillin-2. The coding region runs from base 420 to 1694 and encodes 424 amino acids. The record is from RefSeq and is a predicted model, not a curated record. The transcript has 4 exons. Gene Ontology annotation, cellular component: plasma membrane. Gene Ontology annotation, biological process: regulation of myoblast differentiation; protein localization to plasma membrane. NCBI's taxonomy places the organism in Eukaryota, Metazoa, Arthropoda, Insecta, Hemiptera, Aphididae.
GCCAAUGUUAUAUUGUUAUCUACCUAGUUUUGUACUGAGAACUGAGUGUGAUAGAUACUUGUUUAAAAUGUCAAUAACUAUCCAAUAAUAUUUAGUUUUUUAAAAAAAAAAUUUUUGUAUCCUUCAACUCGUAAUUGUGCGUAAUAUUUAUUUUAUUUUUGGACAGUUUAUGAUAUCGUUUUUUCAUAUUUACAUUUAUCUUAUUAAUUUUAGCUUGCCUUUCAGUCACCAUCACUAAUUAUAACAAUCAAAUGUUUUUUUUUCAGUGUUUGUGCGAAAUUAUUGUAGUAAAUAGUAAUUAAAGAUUAACCGUUGAUUGUAGGGCAGAACAAAAACACGUAAUUUGUUUUAAUAAAUUAAAUUGUUGUAUUUAUGAUUGUUUGUAAAUUAACAUAAAAUCAUUUUUUAAUAACACAAAAAUGGGACAAAUACACACUGUUGGACCAAAUAAAGCUCUAAUUGUUUCUGGUGGGUUUUGUGGAUCAACCAGGAGAACAACUGUUGUUGGUGGUUGGGCAUGGGCUUGGUGGCUUAUUACUGAUGUUCAAUAUCUAUCUCUUGAGGUCAUGACUUUGAAUCCCAUGUGCGAUACUGUUGAAACUGUUCAUGGAGUUCCACUAACUGUAACUGGAGUAGCUCAGUGUAAAAUAAUGAAAGCUGAUGAACUCCUGCAAACAGCAUCUGAACAAUUCCUUGGUCGAACUACCCAAGAAAUUAAGCAAACUGUGCUUCAAACUCUAGAAGGUCAUUUAAGAGCUAUUUUGGGUACUUUAACAGUUGAAGAAGUGUAUAAAGAUAGAGAUCAAUUUGCAUCUCUUGUAAGAGAAGUAGCUGCACCUGAUGUUGGUCGUAUGGGAAUUGAGAUAUUAUCAUUCACUAUAAAAGAUGUGUUUGAUGAUGUUCAAUAUUUAACUUCACUUGGAAAAUCACAAACUGCAGCAGUGAAAAGAGAUGCAGACAUUGGAGUUGCACUUGCUAACCGCGAUGCAGGUAUUAGAGAAGCUGAAUGUGAAAAGUUGGCAAUGGAUGUAAAAUAUGGAACAGACACAAAGAUUGAAGAUAACUCAAGAAUGUUUAAGCUUCAAAAAGCUAAAUAUGAUAUGGAAGUUAACACAGCAAAAGCUGAAGCAGAGUUAGCAUAUGAAUUACAAGCAGCCAAAAUAAGACAAAAAAUCAGAAAUGAAGAAAUACAAAUUGAAGUAGUUGAGCGAAAGAAACAAAUUGAAAUUGAAGUGCAGGAAGUUGAACGUAGAGAAAGAGAAUUGAAUUCUACUGUUAGGCUGCCUGCUGAAGCUGAAAGUUAUCGUGUUCAAGCAAUUGCUGAGGGAAAGAGAACUCAAACAGUUGAAGUCGCAACAGCAGAAGGCGAACGAAUUAAGAAAAUUGGGCUUGCUGAAGCAUCAGCAAUAGAAGCCGUUGGUAGGGCUGAGGCUCAAGGGAUGAUGUUGAAAGCACAAGUAUUUAAACAAUAUGAAGAAGCCGCCGUUAUGUCUUUAAUUAUGGAUGCAUUGCCAAAAAUUGCUGCUGAAAUAGUCUCACCUUUGUCUAAGACUGAGGAAAUUGUAUUAUUAAGUGGAAAUAAUAAUGUAACGGCAGAAGUUAACAGAUUAGUUGGACAAUUACCUCCAGCUGUUCAAGCUUUAACUGGUGUUGAUUUAACUAAAGUCUUAUCAAAAAUCCCUGGGGUAAAAUAGAAUUUUUACAUAGAAUUGUUGUUUACAAUUUCUAUUAAAUUAUUUUCAUUUUAAAUUUAUUGUAACAUGAUCAAAAACUUUUAUAAUCUUGUCUUUGUAUAAGCUUCUAAUUCCUUUAUUUUGGUUUCAAAUUUCGUUAUUAUUUAUGCCAUUUUAUGGAUAACCAUAAUAGUGAAAUAUUUAGUCAUUGUAUGUUACCCAUUAUAUUUAUUUUAAUUUAAUUUUGCUUGAUCGAAUACAUUUUACUAUAUUUAUUAUUAUUCUCUAGCACUUAAUUACCUUAAUAACCUUAAUAACCUUUUACUUUUUCAACUUUCAACAAAUGUAAUUGAAUUAUCUAUAAAUGUGUUUAUUAUAUAUUUUUAAUAUGUGUAUGUGUAUUUGUAUUAACAUUGAAGUUAGGAAUUAUUGAUAGACAUUCCUAUUGAAUAAUUCUAACUGUUAUGUUUGCUCAGCUAUGUGCCGUGUUGAUUAAUAUGUAUUGCACGGGGCUGUGAAUUGUUACCAAUUCCUUUUAUUUUAUUUAUACAUGUUUUUUUUUUUUUUUUUUGACAUUUAAGUAUAAAUAAAACAGUCCUUAACAAAUUAUGUCAUUAUAAAACAAUUUCACCCUUCCCAUUACAUUAACACAGCACUAGCUUAGUAUAAUUUUGAAUGUAUUAUCAAGUUAAAUAAAACAUAUUUUUUAUAAAAAUUUUCCAAAUUUAUACUGUGGUAUGUAAAAUAACAACAACUUUAUCCUACAAAUAAAGUUAUGAAGUUUAAAAAAUA